Messenger RNA from Dendrobium catenatum, 2585 nucleotides. RefSeq names its product DNA replication licensing factor MCM5. Gene Ontology annotation, biological process: DNA replication initiation; double-strand break repair via break-induced replication; DNA replication. The record is from RefSeq and is a predicted model, not a curated record. Gene Ontology annotation, cellular component: nucleus; MCM complex. The coding region runs from base 167 to 2350 and encodes 727 amino acids. The transcript is spliced from 19 exons. Lineage: Eukaryota; Viridiplantae; Streptophyta; Magnoliopsida; Asparagales; Orchidaceae. Gene Ontology annotation, molecular function: ATP binding; DNA replication origin binding; single-stranded DNA helicase activity.
GAAGCCAUAGCAACCGCGGUUUCCCGCCAAAUCCCUUCCUUCCCGCCAAACUGAGCUUCAAGGGAGCCCUUAGCUGUGUUCGUCGUCUUCCCUUUCCCUCGUAUUAUCUCGCGAAACGGAAGAAUCCAGACUAAUAGAUAGUUUAUAGAUCGAGCGGGUCAGAGAGAUGUCGGGUUGGGACGAGGGUGCAGUGUUCUACAGCGACCAGGCUCAGUUUCCACGCGGCGGUGGUGAUCCUGACCAUGGCUCCCUUACCCGCCACGCCGCUCUUCGCAAGUUCAAGGAGUUCAUCCGCGGCUUCUCUGGCGAGAAGGGCGAGUUCCUCUAUCGCGAGAGUCUGGUCCACAAUCCCGACCACCUCACCAUUGCUAUGGAGGACAUGAACUCCUUUGAUGCCGAUCUUGCUGACAAGAUCCGAAAGCUUCCAGCUGAUUAUUUGCCCCUGUUGGAAAGUGCGGCUGCUGAGGUGCUGGCGAGCCUUCGUUCGAAAAUUGCCAGCGAGACGGGGGAGAUGGAGGAGCCUGUCACAGGAGAUGUCCAGAUUUUCCUCUCAUCGAAGGAGAACCCCGUUUCCAUGCGUUCUAUUGGGGCUGAGUACAUGUCUAAGCUUGUCAAGAUUGCCGGGAUCACAAUUGCAGCUUCUCGAGUAAAGGCCAAGGCAACAUAUGUAACCCUUCUUUGCAAGAACUGCAAGAAUAUCAAAACUGUGGCUUGCCGUCCUGGACUUGGCGGUGCCAUUGUUCCAAGAUCCUGUGAUCAUGUUCCUCAACCCGGGGAAGAGCCUUGCCCCUUGGAUCCUUGGAUUGUUGCUCCUGAUAAGAGCAAAUAUGUGGAUCUUCAGACACUUAAGCUGCAAGAAAAUCCAGAGGAUGUCCCAACUGGAGAACUUCCUAGAAACGUGCUCCUGUCAGUGGAUCGUCACCUGGUCCAAUCUGUUGUUCCAGGCACAAGGUUGACAGUUAUAGGCAUAUUUAGUGUAUUUCAAGCGUCUGCAACUCAGAAAGGAGCUGUUGGAGUUAAACAACCUUAUAUUAGGGUUGUUGGCAUGGAACAAACACGUGAAAUGAACACAAAUGGGCCUUCCACCUUCACUUUAGAUGAGGAGUUGGAGUUUAAAGAAUUUGCCCAGAGGCCUGAUGCUUACGCUAAGUUAUGCUCUAUGAUUGGUCCAUCAAUUUAUGGGCAUCCUGAUGUGAAGAAGGCCAUUGCUUGCCUGUUAUUUGGAGGUUCAAAGAAGAGGUUGCCAGAUGGGGUGCGACUAAGAGGAGAUACACAUGUCCUACUAUUGGGUGACCCAUCAACUGCAAAAUCUCAGUUUCUCAAAUUUGUGGAGAAAACUGCUCCGAUUGCCGUCUAUACUUCAGGAAAAGGUUCAUCUGCUGCUGGUCUCACUGCUUCUGUUAUCCGUGAAAGUAGUUCUAGAGAAUUCUAUCUGGAAGGAGGGGCCAUGGUUUUGGCAGAUGGUGGGGUUGUCUGCAUUGAUGAAUUUGACAAAAUGAGGCCUGAAGACAGGGUUGCUAUACAUGAAGCCAUGGAACAGCAAACUAUAUCCAUUGCAAAAGCAGGAAUUACUACAGUUCUGAAUUCUAGAACAUCUGUACUUGCAGCUGCUAACCCUCCAUCUGGGCGUUAUGAUGAUCUGAAGACUGCACAAGACAACAUUGAUUUGCAAACUACAAUCCUUUCGAGAUUUGAUCUGAUCUUCAUUGUUAAAGAUGUUAGAUCGUAUGACCAAGACAAGCUAAUUGCUGGUCAUAUUAUAAAAGUUCAUGCCAGUGGUGCUGCAGCAGCCAAGAAAGAUGAUUCAAUCGAAGGAGAAAAUUGGUUGAAGAGGUACAUUGAGUAUUGUAGAGGUAGCUGUCAACCAAGGCUAUCAGAAAAGGCUGCUGAAAUGCUACAAAACAAGUAUGUAGAGAUCAGACAGAGAAUGAGACAGCAGGCUCAUGAAACAGGGAGAUCUUCUGCGGUUCCUAUUACAGUGAGGCAGCUCGAAGCAAUCAUACGGUUGAGUGAGGCUCUAGCAAAAAUGAGACUGACUUCUGUUGCUACGCAAGAGCACGUUGAAGAAGCAUUCAGACUAUUCAACGUUUCCACCAUGGAUGCUGCUCGAUCUGGCAUAAACGAGCAUUUGAAUUUGACUCCUGAGAUAGCCAACGAAAUCAAGCAAGCCGAAACACAAAUAAAGAGAAGAAUGGGCAUUGGUAGUCACAUAUCUGAAAGACGCCUUAUUGAUGACCUUACCAGAAUGGGAAUGAAUGAAUCCAUUAUUAGGAGAGCUCUACUUAUUAUGCACCAGAGGGAUGAGGUCGAGUACAAGAGGGAGAGACAUAUUAUUGUUCGUAAGGCCUGAUAUUGAGCAUGCUUACUGCUGAAAGAAAUCUGGAUGAUAUGAUAAAUAAGCCUUAUAAAGUCAGCACCCAACUUGCUUGCGAGAUGCAGUGAUGUACUAAUAAAACUCCAAUUGCUACUGUUAUCAAAUGUGCUUUCCUAGCAAAUUAUCACUACAUCAAUUGAGAAUUUAGUUGAUGGGACUUUCUAUUGAUUUUGUAUUGGCCUGCAUUCAUCACUUGGUGUUAAUAUUAUCA